Molecule: messenger RNA, 4820 nt
Organism: Annulohypoxylon maeteangense
Lineage: Eukaryota; Fungi; Ascomycota; Sordariomycetes; Xylariales; Hypoxylaceae
Exons: 5
Coding region: 162-4820 (1552 amino acids)
Source: RefSeq, a predicted model, not a curated record
CCCCCCUGCAUGCAACUUUACACAACCUUGUGUGUACAAGAGCAAAUAUCGAUGUGCUAAUUGCAUUACAUACCUAGGCACCUCCAUUUUGCAAUCGUCAUUCUUCUAAGCAUCCUUCGAUUAGCUAGAGGUUAUAAUUAUUGCCGAUUGCUUAGCUAGUCAUGGAUGACUUGCCGUCGUCUCCCGACCCGCUUGGGGACGAACCUCCUAGCUCGGCGCAUUCUACGCGACGAACCGGGGGAAGUAACUUCACAAACCACGACCUAUCCGCGAUAUCCAUCCCUCGAUCUCAGAUACGGAGGUCAUCUCCCGCGAAACACUCCCCUAGGAAACGGACUUUUGAACUCGACGUUGGCGAUAGACUCUCACCGCAAAAGAUCCUCGUCACCGUUGAAGCAGAAGAGGCCAUGAAGCGGGGUAUCAACCGAAAACUAUUCCAAUCAUCCUCUCCGACCCGAAGCGAUUACCGUAGACAGGCUAUUACCACUACUACUGUACCUCUCAAUGACGAGAUAGUGAACGACUCUACACCGCGACGACGUGGCCGGCCGCGGCGGACGAGCAAUGGCACACCAUUGCCGAAAGGGAGGAAGAGGGCCGGAACACCUAUUGAGCAGGCUUCUAAGCGGACGCGACAAAAAGGCGACCCAGAAUCUGAAAUCAGUAUAAUGAAUGAUGAUACGCCAAAGGCGACAGAUGCAGGAUCUACCCCGAAGCCAAAAGGGAGAGUCCGGAAGACACCUAGGAAUGUUUCCGAGAACCAGAUCGUGCCAUCGUCACAACUCUCUAAUGCGACAAAAAGGAGGCGAGGACGACCACGAAAAGCGCUAAUGCCAGAAGAUGUUGCUGAGUUGGCAGAAAUGGGUGAUCAGUCGACUGGCAAUGUGGCGAAUAAUAGUAUGGUUCAGCCAUCACAAGAAAACUCGAAAAUGGACAUAAGUAGGAAUGAAAGAAGUCGGCGAGACAUGACUAUGGAUGACACAUUGACUCUCAUCGAUGAAAUAGCGAGAGCUAGCGAUGAUGGAACGCCUACGCCAGCGGAUAGAUCAAACUCGCGCAUGUCAGGAAACAUACGACAAGAUAUAGGAUCGCCAAGAACGUCACAUCAAGAAGAAGAGUUAUAUGAUGAAGACCUACCUAUAUCAGAUGCUUAUCCGCCAUUGAUGGAGCAGCACAGCGAUGUUGGGUCGGAGUUUGAUGAUAACCACGAUGAACCCUACAGUGGACAAGACACACUUGCACAUGCAUCCGAUUUCAGCAUGAUAGCCGUGGAAUCGCUCCCAUCCUUCCAAGCGAAUAGAAGCGCAUUCCCGACCGAUCCCCCGGAUAUGGGUUCCGAGACUAAUAUGAUAAUAAACGAAACUCUCGAAUCGUUACGAAAUAGUAUUCAGGCGAACGCAGCCCAGCAAUCACCGGAACGAUCGAACGGUGAUCACUUCACGGCAGAAGAAGACCAAACAAUUAUGCCAAAUGGCUCAUUGGCAGAUGUUAGUGAACACAAUUUGAUGGGACGACCAAGGAGUCCAAGGAGGCAGAAGAGCAUGCCACUAAAUCGUCAAGUCCUCACUGGCAAGACAGCUCACACGGACGACUCCUUUUCAAGCAUUCCUGAUAGUAUUCUCAAAGCUGCAACGCCGGCGCGUCUGCCUAUGAAGCCGAUAUCCGCCAACCACCAGCACGAUGAUACCGGCGGGUACGACGAUUCCUUUUCUGAAGUACCAGAAGCAAUCCUUGAAGCCGCCACACCAAAACCGGCAACUCGUACAGUAGCGCCUGUUGAGGGAAGUUAUCUUGAGACUCGUCAACCCGGUUCUGUGAAUAGAAGUACGGGAUCGGAUUUUGGGCCGACCAGACUUCCCACUCCAGAUGAUACGUCGUCUUCGAAUGCUGGUUCUAAGAGGGCGCCAGAGGAUGAGAUUGGCGAAUCCUCGAGAGCCCCAACCCUUACCGUUCCUAAUCCUAAUAUAGAUAUUCAUUCCUCACCUCCUAUUAUGAAUCGACCACGUUCGAUAGAUUUUGGGCCGCCUCAAUCAGAUCGAGAGAUUACCAAUACACCGGAACCACAUCAUUCUUCUCCUCAGCUACCGCCCUCUGCAAAAGAAGUAACCGAGCCUCCUAAAUCGCUGGAACCUCCUCCUAUCAUUGGAAGAACCCUUCAAAAUGUGAUGUCGGAUAGGUCAUCCCCCGAAGUUCGUGAAGGCAGUCUAGGAAGUCCCUUCAGGGGGUCCAGCAACAAUGAAUCACCAAAUCGAACUAAUCACGAUAUAUCGGCUUCAUUCAACGCUCGGGCUUCGUCUAAUUAUCCAUCCGGUCACCCACUUGCGCAAGGCGGAAUUGUUAAUAAUAUGUCGGAUCCGUUUGUAUCAGAUAGAAACGAUCAUUCACAAACCAAUACAUUGAGGGAAGGUGCAUUCAAUACUAAUGAGCGAGUAUCACAACAUAACCAUUCUUUGUUGCAUCCAUCGAUGGGCGGCUCAACCAAAGCAAUGCCCCCUACCAGUUACAAGACGAGCUGGGCCGCAGAUGAUGAUGAUAACCAGCAAGAGGAAACGAGCCGUUAUCCAGACUCACGGACAUUAAGCUCUCACAAUUCAGGUGUUUUUGCUACACAUAACUCGAAUGUGGAUCAAACAUUGGCCGAGAAUAUUGAUGCCGAUGAGCCCGAGGCAGGAAUGGAGCAGGAACAAGGACAAGAGGAAGAAAACAAUGACGACGCAACAGGUUAUGAGGCAGAAAAUACUGAUCUCUGGGACUUCGAGGCUUCAAGGCCAACCCCCAGGAGACCAGAUUCAAAACGACGUGCGUCACAACUAUUUGAUCCGCCUCCUCGACGGAGCAAGAUCCUGAGUCCUUGGAGGAGAUCAACAAGACGUCUCAUCUACAGGGAGGAGAUUGCGAGUCCUUCUCAAAUAGAGAUUGAGGAGAACCCACAGAGCGAGACGGAAGACCCCCCAGUAGCACGUCCUAAGCCACCACGGCCUUCAAAUGCUCAUUCGAUACUACUAGAAAUGGCACCUUCUCCAGAUCCCGAUCCUGCUGAAGUCAACGAGCAUGAGUUCCAUUCACCUUCACCUUCACCUUCACCUGAACAACAAGAUCCACUGUUUGAAUAUGAAUUUGAGGAACAAGAACAGCAGCAAGCAUAUGAGCAUGAGCAUGAGCAGGACCAGGAGCUAGAGCAUGAACAUGAGAAUAGGCAUGAAGAGGAACAGGAACAGGAACAGCCAGAAAAACAGUCAGCAAAACAGCUAACCGAGCCCAUAGAUGCGUCUGAGUAUUCGAUGAUAGCGCAGCCAGAGAAUGUGCCAUCUACCCAAAAGAAACCUACACCUGCCAAGUCUGGUUUGUUUGGUGGAUUUAAUAUCUUAUCUUUCUUUUCGUCGCCGGCUACACUGCCCACAAAGGCUCCCGAAGCAGGACAAGAGAGCACAACUCGAAAUACCGGAAAUGUCUCGCAGCCCAGCCUCCAGAGAGCUGCGACUAGGGAAAUGGAACAGGUUCCUAAAGAACCACCAAAAUCCAUCUGGUCUACGGGACUAUUUCCGUCGAUUCCACAAAAGGAUUUUCAACCAAGCCCAGAGCGGCGCACUGAUUUAUUCUCGCCAGCACCGCCCUCGCAAGCAAAAUCAAACAAUACCGUUCAGGAUACCUACGAAUCUCCCUCGCCUGCACCGUCUCCCUCGUCCGGGGCGUCGCUUUCACCAGCGCCAUCACCUUCCCCUGAACCUGCCUCCCCAGAGCCGCUAGAACAAUCACCUGAGCCAACACCUGAACCAGCGUCCGAUAUAUCGCAUGAACCAUCGCCUGAGAUGACUCCUGAGCCAUCGCCUGAGAGGUCGCCUGAAGUGUCGCCCCAUCCCUCGACCCCUGAUCAACGGACGUACCCACCAAUCGCACAGAAGCAAAACUUCACUCCACGUCCAGGGUCUAGUCAGUCUCUUUUCAGGACCGGCCCUUCUACCAACCAAAACAAGAAUCAUGACGAUGACCUUCCAUCGAGCGACGAGGACGAGCUACAGGAGACCUCUUUCCUUACGGAUGGAACAGAGUACGAGCGCGUGCCGCCUAGGGAAAAGCCGUCUCGAUGGGAUAGGACUCUUUCACCAUCCAAAUCCUGCUUCCGUUCCCCCCUAAAGCCAACCACCCCCGGGCGUGUCGUAGCUUUCAAGCCUAGCGUGCCAUCUCAGCCGGAGGCCUUCAUUGAAAGGCAAAUGAAUGGUAGUAACAAAAGCAAUAGGCCCUUACUCCAGGGCCCGCCUCUCAUUCAGCCCGCCCCCGCACCUGUCGCUGUACCUAUUCCUGCAGCUACUGAGAGCCAGCAGGCAAAUCAGUCUUCCUCCCGUGUCUUUACUCGAAGUAAUACCGCACCUAUCGCUCCCGCAACUAAUAUGAAUCCUUCUUAUCCAUCCCUACCCACCUCAUCCGUAUAUAAGAACAAUGCCUUAAGUCCGGCUAAGAAUCCAGCCAUGUCAAGCCUAUCUCAAACAGAAUGGACACGCAACCACUGGCUCCGCCUCGACGAAAUGCUACACCUUCGCCGUCGCGAUCCCCUCGCGUUCCAACAGCGUAUCCCCCUACCCCCCCGCACCCACCGCAAAUCCUUCGCCACGCUCCUCGGGAAAGAGAUCAGAGCCCAAGGCGAGUGCGUGCCUCUCGAACCAUGGCACCUCGAGGUCGUUGAAGCAUUCAAGCUCGAGGUCGGCGGCUGGGAUGAAAGAUCCCUUGCGAAAAGGGUGUUCGCGCUUAUAGUUGGCGAGCAGAGGAGGCGGAAGGCUAGGGAGAUGAGGAUGGGGACGGGGAUGGGGGUUGGUGCUGCUUAA